CUGUAGUCGACGACCCGCAGGGUAAUGCAUAUGGCAGGAGUUUGUUGCAAGAGCGCUACGCCCUUCUCCGUGUUCAAGCGCACGCUCUCCGUGCGAAACUCGACUUCUGCCCCGCGCCCUGCACGAGCCAUGGGCAGAAAGGGCAUUCAGGAAGGCUGGUUAGUCGCUCGUUCGAACCAGUUCAGGUCCGUUGGGCCUCAUCGAUGUCCCGCGUGUUUCUUCUUUUCUUGCCAGGAAUCCAUGAGCGAGAGUUUACGCACGUGCUACGCUUUCCUGAACCAAACGAGCAGAAGUUUCGCGGCGGUUAUUCAGGCGCUGGACGGGGAGCUGCGUCAUGCCGUUUGUAUAUUCUACCUGGUUCUGCGGGCGCUGGACACGGUUGAGGAUGACAUGACAAUUCCUCUGGUGAAGAAGGUUCCACUACUGCAUGAAUUCCACACCUUCCUCUACCAGCCUGACUGGUGCUUCACAGAGAGCAAGGAAAAAGACAGACAAGUGCUUGAGGACUUCCCCACGAUUUCAGUGGAAUUCAGGAACCUCGGUCAGGAAUACCGUGAUGUGAUUUCAGACAUUUGCCAUCGGAUGGGAGUUGGAAUGGCAGAGUUCCUUGAGAAGAAAGUUGGCUCAAUGCAGGAGUGGGAUAAGUACUGUCAUUAUGUGGCUGGACUGGUGGGCAUGGGUUUGUCCCGGCUCUUCUCCGCAUCCCAACUGGAGGACCCCGAGGUGGGCCGUGACACGGAGCUGGCCAACUCCAUGGGCCUGUUCCUCCAGAAGACCAACAUCAUCCGCGAUUACCUGGAGGACCAGCAGGAUGGGAGGGCCUUCUGGCCAGAGGAGGCAUGGAGUCAGUUUGCUUCUCAUCUAGAAGACUUCUCCCAGCCACAGCACUUGAGCUCAGCUCUUGCCUGCCUGAACCUGCUGGUGACUGAUGCCCUCCGCCACGUCCCUGACGUCAUCACCUACCUGUCCCGACUCCGCAACCAGAGUGUCUUCAGCUUCUGCGCCAUCCCACAAGUGAUGGCGAUAGCAACUCUCUCUGCCUGCUACAACAACCCACAAGUGUUUGAGGGUGUGGUGAAAAUCAGGAAGGGGCAGGCAGUUACACUGAUGAUGGAGGCCACCAACAUGCAAGCUGUACAGGGCAUCAUCAUCCAGUACAGCCAAGAGAUUCGGCAGAAGGUCUCGCCGUCUGAUCCGUCGCGGGACAAGACGCUGCACAUCUUGGGCCUGAUUCAGGAGAAGGCGCUCUCCAAGGUGGUGUUGACCACCCGUGCUCACCACCUCUCCCCCAUCUACUUAUCAGCUGACCUAGCCCUCCAUCCUGGCCCCUUUAACUUGGCCCCAAGCAGGGUGUGGAGACACAUAGAACACCCCCACUCCCCUGCCCUCCUGACCUGUUCCUGUGGGAUGACCAGUCAACACUUUUUACCAUCAUACACUGCUGGCCAUGUUUUAAAACCAUUCUUGUUCUUUACUGAAAGUGGCAAUUUUCUCUUUGGAUCUCCACUGUUUGCAUGGAGCGCAAGUUCUCCCUAUAGUGUAGUCUUCUAUAUAAGAAGCAUAUAUACCAGGAAAAAGAUUGUGUUCUUGUUUAAAAAGUAAUCAUAGGUUUCCUUUUUAAAUGUCAAAGUUCAGUAGUUGUGAACCAUAAAAUGGUUCCCUCAUGUAAGCAGGGUAGGGCAUGCAUGAAGCACCUUCGUAUGGCCAUUAUGGAAGUUGAAAAAAGGGGCAUAGGUAAACUGUCAGACAUUGACGUUAAAGCUUUGUGCCAUAUUCUAACCCUAGUUUAAAGCAGAUUCCUAGAUGGCAUAUUGGGCUCUGGUUGUAGGCAGUGUACUUUUACACAGUGCAGUUUGACCCAUAUAGAGUGGGCAAAGGUGGAUGUGUAGCCACUACAAGCAAAGGACAUUCACUUAUAUUAGAUAUUAUAUGUCUUACUGCAGGGCUUGAUUAUGUAGAAAGCCACAUGAAUUACACAACCAAAGGUGAAAUAAAAUUAACAUUGCUAUGUAAUGUGGGACAUUUGUGUAUAUACAGGAAGAAUAAAAUAAAAGUAAAAUCUGUGUCGGUGAUUUAUUUGGCAGAGUAGUCUGACUGUGGACUGUUUUUUGGUUGGAGUUUUU
Molecule: messenger RNA, 2123 nt
Organism: Electrophorus electricus (electric eel)
Lineage: Eukaryota; Metazoa; Chordata; Actinopteri; Gymnotiformes; Gymnotidae
Source: RefSeq, a predicted model, not a curated record